AUGAGCCAUAUGUACGACGAUCAGUACUAUGAACCCUCACAUCGCCGCUCUGUUGCGACUCCGUCCCCUUCGUCCAUGCACCCCCGCUACCACAACCAAAGCAACACCGUGCGAGUAAGCAACGGCACUGCCAGCACCAACACCAGCUUUUCCAGCGGCCACAUGUCCGAGGCUACCAACAUCACACAGCCGCCCGCUUUCUCGAAAAAGUUCGUCGUGGUGGGCGAUGGCGGAUGCGGCAAGACCUGCCUGUUGAUUAGCUACUCGCAGGGGUACUUUCCAGAGAAAUAUGUCCCCACCGUAUUUGAGAACUACAUCACCCAAACCAUUCACCGCGCAACGGGCAAGGCAGUAGAGUUGGCCCUCUGGGAUACCGCCGGCCAGGAGGAAUAUGACCGUCUGCGCCCGCUAUCCUAUCCCGAGACUGAUCUUCUGUUUGUCUGCUUUGCCAUUGACUGUCCUGCGUCAUUGGAGAAUGUGGUGGACAAGUGGUAUCCCGAGGUCCUUCAUUUCUGCCCAACCACCCCGAUCAUCCUGGUGGGCUUGAAGUCUGACCUCCGCUCCAAGCGAACAUGCAUUGAACUCCUCAAGACACAAGGGCUCACGCCCAUAACCCCAGAGCAAGGCCAAGGGGUGGCCCAUCGAAUGGGCGCAAGCUACAUCGAGUGCAGCAGCAAAGAAAUGCGUGGUGUUGACGAGGUAUUCCAGAAAGCGGUCGACACAGUCGUGGCCAUUGAAGAGCAAGGCUGGACCACCCAGCAGUCACAUCAGCGCAGCAGCACCAAACCCGGUGGCGGGGGCGGCGGAGUCCAAGGCAAGAAGGUCAAGAAGCGGACCUGCAAGAUCCUGUAG
Messenger RNA from Penicillium lagena, 852 nucleotides. Its product is annotated as Rho4-like protein. The coding region runs from base 1 to 852 and encodes 283 amino acids. Gene Ontology annotation, molecular function: GTP binding; GTPase activity. Lineage: Eukaryota; Fungi; Ascomycota; Eurotiomycetes; Eurotiales; Aspergillaceae. Gene Ontology annotation, biological process: small GTPase-mediated signal transduction. The record is from RefSeq and is a predicted model, not a curated record. The transcript is spliced from 3 exons.